Messenger RNA from Pseudo-nitzschia multistriata, 1185 nucleotides. The record is from the annotation of a GenBank genome assembly. NCBI's taxonomy places the organism in Eukaryota, Bacillariophyta, Bacillariophyceae, Bacillariales, Bacillariaceae.
CUACCUCCUUUUUUUUACAUGUCAAGAACAACGAUAACCGUGCAUCACAGUUUCUUCCUCAAUAAACUACCUUGCUCUUUUGACAAGGCGUUUCCCUCUUUCUCUCUCGGAACUAACUUAUAUUUCACACAAGUCAAAUAAAUCAAAUAUAAGUCAAGAUGAAAUUCGUUGCUGUUGUCUCCGCCGCCCUUAUCGCUUCGGCUUCUGCCUUUGCCCCUUCUGCCACCAGCGAGGUAUGUUUGGACGGCGAUUCUGUCUGGACAGAAAUCAUUGUGCACUCAGUUGUCAAUAGAGUUGCGCGGCCGGAUUCGUCCCUUCCUUUGAUGGAUGAGAAUUCUGAUCGUUGCGAUGCAAUUAUCUUAAACUUUCGUCCGCCGAUACUCACGUGUUCCAUUUUCGAAACAACAUUUUUUCAGCGCGCCUCCACUGCCCUCAAUAUGGACCGCAGAGCCGCCAUGGCCGGAAUUGCUGCCGCUGCCGGUGCUGCCGCCAUGCCCGGUAUGGCACUUGCCGACGGAGCCGUCAGCGCGGCCACCAUCCAGCGAGCGAAGUUCCAGUACGGAAGCCGAAUCGCUGCCCUCAAGGACGCCGUCUCAAAAGGUGACUUCGGUGCCGUUGCUGCGGAAAAGAACGCUUUCAUCUUGUACAACUCUGGUGCCUUCCCCGGAACUAAGAACAAGGACAAGAAGGCCGCCGCCAUCCAGGGAACAAACGCCAUCUUUGCUGCCAUCCGCUCCAAGGAUGCCGGUGCCCUCAAGACUGCUUACGCAGCCUACACGAAGACUGUUGAGCUCAGUGAUUACGCCGCUAUCUCUGCUGAUCAAGGUCAGGGAUACUCUUCCGACUAUGAUUACAGAGUCAAGACCAGUCAGGCAGCCAUUUGGGUGCGAUAAACACUUGAUAGUGGUCAGCGUCGGUCUAUCGUCGUUGUCACAGCAUACGCUUGCGUGACGGUAUGAGUAGUAACGGAUUUUGAUUUCGGUAGUCUUUUCCCAAAAUACGAUGUGACAUUGUGUGGUGCAUUGGUAUGGGGAGAUAAAGAAGAGACCCGCUAAUAAAGUGGAACAAACGAAACAAAUGGUCUCUUGACUACGAUUGAUUCCCUGGAGCAAAAGAUUGUACGGUCCAAAAUGGAUGGGAUGUAAAGAAGUUCAUUUUAGAUCUAGAUAUUUAUACUCUUUCCCA